Molecule: messenger RNA, 525 nt
Organism: Fusarium graminearum PH-1
Lineage: Eukaryota; Fungi; Ascomycota; Sordariomycetes; Hypocreales; Nectriaceae
Exons: 1
Coding region: 1-525 (174 amino acids)
Source: RefSeq, a predicted model, not a curated record
AUGAACAGCCAGGCCUUCGACAUAGGUAACUACAUCCAACCCGUGGUUGUGUCAGGUGGCGAUCCGCUAGAGAACGCCUGUGAUCUCUUCAUCUACCACUUCAAGAUCUACGAGUUUGCUGCUCGUUACGACAUCUCUAACUUGAAGACUCUUUCAUUCUACUACCUGAAGGUAGCAGCCGACAAACUUAGUUACUAUGUUCUUGCCGGCACACUCUCCAAGAUGAACUACGCCUUCAGCCCUCAGGAGACCGAUUUCAUCGCUUACAUGCGAGAGAGAUCCCAGAUGCAGAACGAGACUCUCACUCCUCGAGACCACGCGGCUGUCAUGGACGAUUGGCAGUACAGUAUGACUCUCGAGAACUUCCUUCUCGGCCAGAUCAUCAUGAUGAAGCUGCACAUCCAGAAGCUUGAGGCUGAUGCCGACCCUGACGUCACAGAUGACACCGAAGUCACUGACUACACUGACGACUCCGACGCCUCCGACACUGAACGGGACGACGAGGAUGACGACGAAUCGCAGUAG